This is a messenger RNA of Microsporum canis CBS 113480, 756 nucleotides long. RefSeq names its product ribulose-phosphate 3-epimerase. The coding region runs from base 1 to 756 and encodes 251 amino acids. Gene Ontology annotation, biological process: pentose-phosphate shunt, non-oxidative branch; pentose-phosphate shunt; carbohydrate metabolic process. The record is from RefSeq and is a predicted model, not a curated record. The transcript is spliced from 3 exons. Gene Ontology annotation, cellular component: cytosol. NCBI's taxonomy places the organism in Eukaryota, Fungi, Ascomycota, Eurotiomycetes, Onygenales, Arthrodermataceae. Gene Ontology annotation, molecular function: metal ion binding; D-ribulose-phosphate 3-epimerase activity.
AUGGGUCCCCCAGCCAUUAUAGCUCCUUCGAUUCUAUCAGCCGACUUUGGCUCUCUCGGCGCAGCAUGUUCCGGUUUGAUGAAGGAUAACAGUGAUUGGAUCCAUGUCGACAUCAUGGACGGUCAUUUUGUACCAAACAUCACCUUUGGACCUCCAGUGGUCUCGAAAAUAAGGACUCAUGUUGAAAGACCAGCUACUGCGGGUGGAAAAGGGACUUUUGACUGCCAUAUGAUGAUCGCAGAGCCUCAAAAAUGGGUUAAAGAAUUUAAAGAUGCGGGAUGCGAUUUAUACUGCUUCCAUUACGAGGCUGCCGUCAAUUCCACUGCUGCCAAGGAACCCUCGGGUACUUCUACCGAGCAAACGAGCCCAAAGGAGCUAAUUCGUUAUAUACAUGAACUAGGCAUGCAAGCCGGAAUUGCUAUCAAGCCAGAGACCAGCGUAGAUGUACUCUGGAAUAUCUUGGAAAGCAAAGAGGAAGCUGAACGUCCAGAUAUGGUUCUCGUCAUGACUGUUAACCCAGGUUUCGGUGGCCAAAAAUUCAUGGCCUCGGAGCUACCCAAGGUUAAAGCCUUGAGGGCUAAAUACCCAGAUAUGAACAUUGAAGUCGAUGGUGGGCUGGGCAUUGGGACCAUAGACCAGGCAGCUGAUGCGGGAGCUAAUGUCAUCGUUGCUGGAUCUGCUGUCUUCGGAGCCCAGGAUCCUGGAGAGGUUAUUGCUAAACUGCGAGAGGCGGUUGAAAAGCGAAGGAAAUCUUGA